AAAUACAAAAAAAUCGCCCACCCAAGACCACACUUCUCUCCUCCUCACGGAACCAACAACCCCAAAUCUAGUUCCUCCAUGUUGCCAUCAUCAUGGCCAAUCUUUCUUCGUCAGUGUUGAGGCAGGCAUCUCGCCUGGCAGCUAAAUCAGUUAUCCAGCCAUCUUCCCGUCAAGGCGUUCGCGGCCUUUCUCGAGUGGCGACAGCUCCGUUAUAUCGGCCGUCAUCUCGGAGCUAUGUCACCGCGACGAGGAGAGACAGCGCCCAGGUGGCCGAUGCUAAGGUUGAGACUGCUAUACGGUUAGACAAGAAGGACUUUGAGACAACUGGUUUAUCGCUCAACGCCCAAGAUGGGUCAAAUGCAAAAGUCAGUCCCAUGGCUGACGUUCUGAAGCAGGCUACUCUGAUGGAAGAGGGUCAGCGGCCGAUAUAUCUCGAUAUGCAGGCUACAACUCCUGUUGAUCCGCGAGUUCUCGAUGCCAUGCUCCCUUACUACGUUGGUGUCUAUGGAAACCCUCAUUCCCGAACCCACGCAUAUGGAUGGGAGACGGACAAGGCCGUUGAGGAGGCACGAGAACAUGUUGCAAGGCUUAUCGGAGCAGAUCCGAAGGAAAUCAUCUUUACCAGUGGAGCCACGGAGAGUAACAACAUGAGCAUCAAAGGCGUUGCCAGAUUCUUCGGCAGAUCCGGCAAGAAGCGGCACAUCAUCACCAGCCAGACAGAACAUAAAUGUGUCCUGGACAGCUGCAGGCAUUUGCAGGACGAAGGAUUCGACGUCACCUACCUGCCUGUCCAGAGCACGGGCUUGAUCGAUCUUCAAGAACUUGAGGCGGCGAUGCGGCCGGACACAGCCCUCGUCAGCAUCAUGGCCGUAAAUAACGAAAUCGGCGUUAUCCAGCCGCUAGAGAAGAUUGGCAAGCUUUGCCGGGAGAAGAAGGUCUUCUUCCAUACCGAUGCCGCACAGGCCGUCGGCAAGAUUCCCAUGGAUGUUAAUGCCUUGAAUAUCGACCUCAUGUCCAUCUCGUCUCACAAGAUCUACGGCCCCAAGGGUACCGGGGCGUGCUACGUCCGAAGAAGGCCCAGGGUCAGGUUAGACCCCAUUAUUAGCGGUGGAGGUCAGGAACGAGGCUUGAGGAGCGGCACGCUAGCACCUCCGUUGGCAGUGGGCUUCGGGGAGGCGUGCCGCAUUGCGUACGAGGAUAUGGCGUACGACUCGAAGCGCAUCAAGGCGCUGUCCGACAGGCUGCUCAAGGGGCUGCUGGCUCUGGAGCAUACCAACCAGAACGGCGAUCCCGAGCACUUCUACCCCGGCUGCGUCAACGUGUCCUUUGCGUAUGUUGAGGGAGAGUCCCUUCUCAUGGCGCUCAAGGAUAUUGCGCUGUCAUCUGGGAGCGCCUGCACGUCCGCCUCGCUGGAACCCAGCUACGUGCUACGGGCAUUGGGCAACAGCGACGAGAGCGCUCAUUCGAGCAUUCGUUUCGGCAUUGGCCGAUUCACCACAGAGCAGGAGAUUGAUUAUGUCCUGAAGGCCGUUCAGGAGCGUGUAUCAUUCCUUCGGGAACUGAGCCCCCUGUGGGAACUUGUCCAGGAGGGAGUUGAUUUAAACACGAUCGAAUGGAGCCAGCACUAGGCGUCCGCGUGGGAAAGGGCUGGCUGGGCUGGCGCUCAUGAUGGGUCUUAUUUGACCGGGGAUGGGAGGCAAGGGAAGUCAGCGGAUGGAGAAGAAGGCGCCCGUCGCCGGUCUUUCACUUGUAUCACUAAACUGUAUACUCAACGACAACAACCGACAUACCAUUGAUGAGAGCCCUGGGCAAAACAGGGACACAAGUUGGGGGUGUUGCCAAUAAUGCGGGUGGGGAU
Molecule: messenger RNA, 1858 nt
Organism: Phialemonium atrogriseum
Lineage: Eukaryota; Fungi; Ascomycota; Sordariomycetes; Cephalothecales; Cephalothecaceae
Product: putative cysteine desulfurase
Exons: 3
Coding region: 93-1628 (511 amino acids)
Biological process (GO): [2Fe-2S] cluster assembly
Cellular component (GO): nucleus; mitochondrion; cytosol
Molecular function (GO): pyridoxal phosphate binding; cysteine desulfurase activity
Source: RefSeq, a predicted model, not a curated record